UCCUCUGCCCUCAAAUCAAACCCCUCCUACCUGAAACAGCUGGAUCUGAGCUACAAUCACCCAGGAGACUCAGGUGUCAGAGAGCUCACAGACAGACUGGAUGAUCCCAACUGUAAACUAGAGACUUUCAGGUACGACCAUGGAGGAGAGUGCAGGAUUAAACCAGGACCAAGAAAAUAUGCCUGUGAGCUCACACUGGACCCAAACACAGCACACAAAAAACUCUCUCUCUCUGAGGGGAACAGAAAGGUGACACGUGUGAGUGAGAGGCAGCCGUAUCCUGACCACCCAGAGAGAUUUGACAGCUGUGUUCAGGUGCUGUGUAGAGAGGGUCUGACUGGACGCUGCUACUGGGAGGCUGAGUGGAGUGGUGAUACGGCUGAUAUAGCAGUGGCCUAUAAAAGCAUCCAGAGGAAAGGAGAUAGUGAUGACUGUGCGUUUGGAUGGAAUGCCAAGUCCUGGAGACUGCUCUGCUCUAGUGACAGUUACUCUGCCAGGCACAAUAAUAAGAGGACUGCCAUACCUGCCCCCUCCUCCCGCUCCAGCAGAGUAGGAGUGUACCUGGACUGGCCAGCAGGCACUCUGUCCUUCUACAGCGUCUCCUCUAACACACUCACCCACCUGCACACGUUCCACUCCACAUUCACUGAGCCCCUCUAUCCUGGGUUUAGUGUUUGGCCUGAUUCCCCAGUGUCCCUGUGCCAGAUCACAUGACCUCCUGAUCCUGCAGGAGAGGAGAGCCACACACUCCUGUUCAUACACUCCUGUGUGUAUGUGUUCCUUCUUGUGUGUAUGUGGUGUGAGAGUGGAUGGGAUUUUUAAGGGCUGGGAGUGUUAAUCCACUUUAGUAAUAAUGGAGUAUGUUGCUGCAGACUUUUCAGAUGCUGUUGAAUUUCGUACAUAUUCGCACACAUUUUUUCGCACACAUUUUUUUUUUAUCCUUGUACAUUAUGCUUUCUGAAGAUUAAACAAAUGAAGAUGGAGUGAGAGU
This is a messenger RNA of Sardina pilchardus (European sardine), 991 nucleotides long. RefSeq names its product stonustoxin subunit beta-like. The transcript is spliced from 3 exons. Gene Ontology annotation, molecular function: protein binding. The annotation marks the transcript as partial. The record is from RefSeq and is a predicted model, not a curated record. NCBI's taxonomy places the organism in Eukaryota, Metazoa, Chordata, Actinopteri, Clupeiformes, Clupeidae.